Molecule: messenger RNA, 639 nt
Organism: Spinacia oleracea (spinach)
Lineage: Eukaryota; Viridiplantae; Streptophyta; Magnoliopsida; Caryophyllales; Amaranthaceae
Exons: 2
Coding region: 1-639 (212 amino acids)
Source: RefSeq, a predicted model, not a curated record
AUGUCUAAAAUAACAAUCAAAGGAUCAGAAAUUCUGGAUACCGAGUUGAACUUGACUAACUUCCUUGAAUGGGAAAGGAAACUCAUCAAAGUUUUGAAUGCUAACGACAUGGACUAUGUUGUCAAGCAUCCUUUCCCUAGCUAUUAUGCUAAGGAUAUGACUCCAGAAAGGUGUCGCGUGAGGUAUCAACCCAAUGGCCAAGAGGUUGGCAGUAAGGUUGAUAAAUUGUCUAAUUCGAUGAGAAAUCUCAGGCUCAUUACCCCACGAGAAUCGUGCCUCAGGGAUGAACUCCAUGAGGCACAAAAUCGCAUUGUUAAGGCUAAUAUAGAAAAGAACACACCAGUUCGGAAUCAUGUGAACAUGAUGGUUGGACUAUUCAAUCGCAUUGAAGCACUUGGUGGUUCCAUCAAAGAGCCAAUAGUUAUAGCUUUUAUGCUAAAUUAUCUUCAUACGGACUAUGAGAGGUUCAAGAUGCACUAUCUCUUUAAUAAGAAAGAGAACACAUUCAGCGAGUUGCUGGAUAUGCUUGGAAAGUACGAGAUUUUUCUUGGAAAGCUCAAAUAUGAACCAUUGAAUGUGAAGUGCUCGAAAUUCAAGAAAGUGAAUAAGGGGAAGAAAGGAAAAGUUGCAUCUUCAUGA